AUGGUGGACUUUGUGGACUAUGCCCGGCCACAAGCCCUUGGCGCCGUCCAGAAGCUGAUCAACAAGCUUGACAUCAUGCGCCAGGCCUGGCAACCCUCGCUGAGAGACAAGGGCAUGGCAGGGAGGCUGGAGGCUCUGCUCGCCGCUGGGUACAAAGUGCUGUGCAAGCGCAGCGGGCAUGUCGUGUCCGUGGCCCUCGACCGGCCCCAGCGUGUGGCCUGGGCAUCGGCUGCGCUGCUGGGACUGACCACCCUGGCCUGGGUCAUAUGUUGA
Molecule: messenger RNA, 273 nt
Organism: Auxenochlorella protothecoides
Lineage: Eukaryota; Viridiplantae; Chlorophyta; Trebouxiophyceae; Chlorellales; Chlorellaceae
Exons: 2
Coding region: 1-273 (90 amino acids)
Source: RefSeq, a predicted model, not a curated record